Penicillium lagena is the source of this 318-nucleotide messenger RNA. It is a transcript of the gene pam18, whose product is annotated as putative mitochondrial DnaJ chaperone (Tim14). NCBI's taxonomy places the organism in Eukaryota, Fungi, Ascomycota, Eurotiomycetes, Eurotiales, Aspergillaceae. Gene Ontology annotation, cellular component: PAM complex, Tim23 associated import motor. The coding region runs from base 1 to 318 and encodes 105 amino acids. The record is from RefSeq and is a predicted model, not a curated record. Gene Ontology annotation, biological process: protein import into mitochondrial matrix. Gene Ontology annotation, molecular function: ATPase activator activity. The transcript has 4 exons.
AUGGCCUCGACUUUUGCUGUUGGCCUCGGUGUGGCCACCGCCGCAUUCUUGGGCCGCGCCGGGUAUGUCGCCUUCCGCCGCUACAGAGGGGGGAUGAAUGCAGCCGGAAAGGCCUUCUACAAAGGAGGAUUUGAACCGCGCAUGACCCGCCGCGAAGCCUCCCUGAUCCUGGAACUCUCGGAGCGAACCUUGACCAAGGACAAAGUGCGCAAGAACCACCGCCAGCUCAUGCUGCUCAACCACCCUGAUCGCGGCGGCAGUCCGUACCUGGCCACGAAGAUCAAUGAGGCUAAGGAAUUCCUCGACAAACACGGUUGA